AUGGCUAAACUGUGUCAGCAGCUCUGUCAGUGGAUUGCCCACAGCUGUGCAGGACUGUUUGCAGGGGAUGAAACUUUGGGUGAGUCCCAUGAGCACCUGCCGUACAGGUGGCAGGUAAAGGACAGUGGCAGAGGAACCUGGAAGGACCUUCCUGACAUGGAGGAGAUCGAGAAGGCCUACUGUGACCCGGGGCGAGACACCAGCGGCAAGGUGGUUUUACCUCUUCAAAGCUUUCUGUUCUUCAAAAAGCAGCCGGUUAAGUUCAUGACGAUGACGUGUGGAGGGUCUGCUGUUCGUCGACUGACCACAACACCCUCCGCCUCAAACCCUCAAAACGUCAGUCUUUCCACUCAGUGGCUUUGGUACUGGAAGGACAACAAUGGGAAUUGGAUGGAGUAUGGAAAGGGAAAUACUGCCCCACUGGCCACAGUCACCUCUCAAGCUCUGGAGGGUGUGUACCAGGCAAACAUAGACACAGAGAUUCAGUUCAAAGUGGGCGAUCAGAUGUAUACGCUCCACUUUAAAGGCGAGACAGGAGGCCUGCAGAUGUACCAGCAGAAUAUGAACUACAAAACCAAGAGAGAGGUCAGACGGAGGCCCCUCUUUGUGUCUGCUCAGGAUGUGGUGAUUCAGAGCCAAUCAGCGCACAUCUCCAGAUCCUCCACAGCCGAGAGCUUCCCAUCAUACUGGGACAAGACUGCACUACCAGAUAUAGGAUACAAGCUCAUACCUCUCUCCAAAUCAGAGGAAUAUGAAAAGAUCAAAAUGACGUUUAACCAGACCAUGUCAGCGAGUAAAAUUCACAAGAUCCAGAGGAUCCAGAACCCUUCUCUGUGGAAAGUCUUUCACUUGCAAAGAGAGCAGAUGAAAAAGAGGAACAGAGGAAAAGCGGUGAAAGAGAAGUACUUGUUCCACGGGACGAACGAGACUCUGAUCGAGGCGAUCUGUGAUCAGAACUUUGACUGGAGGAUGUGUGGAGCCAACGGGACGUCCUAUGGCAGAGGCAGCUACUUUGCCAGAGAGGCGUCCUACUCUGACUCGUAUGUCAGAGUCAAAGAAGGUCAACAGAGGACGAUGUUUGUUGCUCUGGUCUUAGUUGGAGAGUACAUUAAAGGAAGCAGCAGCUACGUCCGACCUCCACUUAAAGCCGACAACAAAACCCUCUAUGACAGCUGUGUGGACAAUGAGCGCAACCCCAGCAUCUAUGUUGUGUUUGAAAAACAACAGAUUUAUCCCGAGUAUCUUAUCAACUACUCAAAGACUCAGUAGUCCUGCACACUAUCCCUAGUACCACAAUGGACCCUCUUUGGCCUUCAAAACUGCCUUAGUUCUUCAUGGAAUGGAUUCACCAAGAUACUGGGAAUGUUCCUCUGGAAUUUCACUCAAUUGCUUUCACUUUUGUGACCAGUAUGGAGGCCUGGAGGGCCAAACAGCAGCUUCCAAUGAACCCUGUAUGGAGCUGAAACACCAACUAUUUAAUUCUCCUUAAGUUUAAAUAAGCGCAGGCUUACAUCACCUGAUAACCACAGAAACUCUGAGAUAUUAGUGCAAACUGUAAGUUUUGUUCAUGUUGGAACCAAAUACAGCAUGGGGACACCACUUAAGAAGCUUAAAUCUAGGGAUGUCAAAAGAUUACAGUUUUUAAUCAUGAUUGAUCUCAGAAUUUAUUUUAUGUUAGAUUUAUUAUUGGGCUUUUCGUGUCUAUUCCAUAGAGGAGGGCAGUGGAUAGAGUUGGAAACAAGAGAAGAGUGAGGAAAGACAUACUGCAAAGGGCCACUGGCCAGAUUUGAACCUGGGCCGCCAGCGUUCAUGGGUAGUGCCUUAGACCGCUGGGCCAUCAGUGCCCACAAUCUCAGACUUUCUGUAGUUAAUCAUGAUUGAUCACAUUCUUUUCAUUGCACUUUCAAAUUCCACUAUUCUGCAUUCAAAUUUGUUUCUGUGUCAUUAUGGAUUUAUCUACCGUCUUAAACUAACAGUAACUGACUUCCUGUCAUGCCCUGAUCCUGGACUCUUUACACAUAGAUGAACAGAGAGAGGAGGAGCUCCUUCCACCAUGAUUUCAGGGUCUUAGAUUUAAAAAAUGUAAAGGAGUACAAUCUAUGCACACAUUUUUUGGUGCAAUGAAUGCAAAUAUUGUCAGCAUUCCAAAAGUCUAUCUCAACGCAUCGUUACUUUUGUUGCCAAGGCCAAGCUCGACUGCAUCUAUUUUUUCUGGGCUUUUUCAAGUCGCGUCUCAUUUCUUAAAGGAAGGUUUUCACGCUUGCCCCUUAACCCUCUGUUUCAAGGGGCAAGGGUAAGACAAAGGGGAAGAGCUUAGGGCAAGGGUAGAAAUGGGAUUAGCCCUUAGUAUCUCAGGUCUUGUGCAUGAGUGAGGGUAGAAUGGACUGUGAGAUCAACUGGCGGGUUGGUGCAGCAUCGGCGGUAUUGUUGACGUUGUACAAGACUGUUUCGGUGGUUUGGUCUUCCAGGUGAGUCCAACUAGGAGGAGACCUCUUGGUGGACCCAGGACCUGCUGGAUGGAUAAUAUAUCUCAUCUGGCCUGGGAACACCUUGGAAUUUCUCAGGAAGAGCUGGAAAAUUAUGCCAGGGAGAGGGAUGUUUGGGUGGACCGCGACCCUACCCUGGAUGAGUGGAAGAAAAUGGAUGGAUGGAUAGAUGGAUGGAUGGAUCUAGAGCCUGACGAGGUUGUGUCAAUCCUCCUUCCUGUCUGAUUGGUGCCCUCAGGUGUGCUUACAUGCCAUUAAGGCCUUUUUUUAGCCUCAAUUAUUGGCCCAAACCUGCCCAAAAGUUCUGCACAGUACUGUAAAUAUUCUCUCUUGUAUGUAUAUUUUUAGGGCAGCUUCGUCACUUUAUUAAAAUGUUAUUUUAGUGUAUUUUAUAUUAUUUUUGUAAUUAUAU
Cheilinus undulatus (humphead wrasse) is the source of this 2898-nucleotide messenger RNA. RefSeq names its product protein mono-ADP-ribosyltransferase PARP12-like. The record is from RefSeq and is a predicted model, not a curated record. Lineage: Eukaryota; Metazoa; Chordata; Actinopteri; Labriformes; Labridae. The transcript has 8 exons. Gene Ontology annotation, molecular function: NAD+ poly-ADP-ribosyltransferase activity. Bases 1 to 1269 code for a protein of 422 amino acids.